AUGGCGUCAAAAUGGCGCCUUGCGUCGUUCUUGUCUCUCGCCGUGUGGUGCGCGCUUCUUCAACCGCGCGGAGCAGCCUCUGAUGCCUUGCUGGACGGAUGGGAACCCCUCGGCUCUGAACCCAAGGACCAGCCCACUCUAGCUCUAUAUCGCGCGUGGGAGAGCGCCUAUGGCCUGCAGCGGGGCUCCCUCCUUCCGCCAUCGCCCCUCCCCCUUCCGCCCGACCUCCCCCCUCCCCCUCAUCUCGCUGACUGCGCCGCCCGUACUCUUGCGCGGGAGGCGGCGGAAGGGGGACCGUGGCGAGGCACAGGGGGAGGAGGGGGGGAUGGGAUCCGCUGGGAGGACACGUGGCAGCAGCAGACUGGUGGUAAAGAGGAAAGCUUAUCCGAAUGCUGUGAUCGGUUGCCUCCCCGCACUCCAUGGGUAUGCCGGGAGACACCCUUCAACUUCCCCCACCCACUCUUCCCCUCCUCCCCGCUCCUCUAUUCCCCCUCCCUCGCCUUCCCCCUCCCUGGGCUUCCCCCUCCCCUCGCCUUCCCCCUCCCUGGGCUUCCCCCUCCCCUCGCCUUUCUCUCCCUCCUCUCUCCCCUUUCCCCUUCCUCCCUGCCCCCUCCCAUCCUCGCCCCCUCCCCUUUCCCCGCCUCCCUCCACUGCCAUUCCUCAGCGCACAAGCGCUUCAACUCCCACCCCCCUUCCCCCCGAUCCCUGUCCCCCGACUCCCCUUCUCCCCACUCCCCUUCCCAGGUGCAAGGCACGGAUGCAGCCAAUCUCGCGCUGACACGUGUCGCACAGCGGGACAUCUGGGCUCACCAGAUGCUGGCGUCAGCAGCAGCAGGGGGAGAAGGACGCGGAGGCGGAGGAGGAGGAGGGGGAGAAACGUGUGAGGGGAGGCGGUUGCUGGUGGUUCCGUGGAUGCCCACCGACCGCCACGUCAGCGCCAACCCGUUCCACGUCAUUGCGAGUCAGAUCCACGUCAUGGCGGAUUUCUUGGGCCUGGCGAUGCAGCACAACCGCACGCUGGUUGCCCUGCCUGGCAGCUACGGUCCUGCUCUCAACAGUGAUUGCAGAGGUGGUGUGAUUGUAUUGGGGGGGGAGGGUGAGGGGAUUGAGUGGGAGAAGGGUGCCUGA
Molecule: messenger RNA, 1128 nt
Organism: Closterium sp. NIES-65
Lineage: Eukaryota; Viridiplantae; Streptophyta; Zygnematophyceae; Desmidiales; Closteriaceae
Source: the annotation of a GenBank genome assembly